UCAAAAUGCAGAGCACCGAAACGAAAGUUGUUGAUUGUUGCGUGAUUGUUGAAUCCGUGUGAGGUGACUGGUUGUAGCAAGUGACAUUUAUCUUUUAGUGAAAUUACAAUAUUGGAAGACACAACGUACAUCGGUGUUCACGCCUUACCGUAACAGUGCAAGUGGGACUCAUUCUAAUUUGCGCUUUUUGUGUGACGCUAGCACGAUCCGGUGAGCCAAACAUGGCUGCCCUGAGGCAGCGGCCUUCUCGUCUUGUAUGCCAAAGCCAGACACUCAGCUGCAUGGUCUCGGUACGGGUCGGCCACCCAGCAUUUGGGUUUCGUCUUCGCCCCUCGGAUGUCGGGCCGCGACAGGCUCUCAGCCCAAUGUUGACAUGGCAGAUCAUCUCCACGAGGUCCCUGAAGCAGCCAUAGUCUAUCUGUGAACGUCAACCAUGUACCGCCAGCGUGACUUCAAUCCGCGCACCCAGCGCCCGGCACCUUCGUAAACGCAAAAGCGCUAGUUUCGGGGACGCUACGUGCUUCAGUGCUGUCUGCGAGACUUUGUCGUGGUUGAACUGGGGACGUGGUGUCGUGGUUGACGUAAGAAGGACCUGACUUGGUGAGGAAUUUGGAUCGUGACACAAACUAAGUCGGUUUUGGACAACCGUUUGCCCAAUGAACGGUCAUUGCUGUUGACCCGUAUUUGUAUUUUAACUGUGGCGUAUUUAUGGCUAAGUGACAGCUGAAUUUUGACGUACGUUGGUGUACCUUAAGCUAAGAGCGGAUUAAGUUAAGCGCAGUAAGCUGGACCUGAUAUAACUCAACCGCGCACUGCGCUCGCGAGAAUCCUUUUGUUUGUGCCCUGUCAGUACCUGUCUAGCGGCUAGUGUUAGCUUGCCUCCAGAUCAAAGCAAGGCCAGUGCAAGCCAGUACCAAGCCUGGCGGAUAAGUUCAGUGCUUAAACUGCUUGGCCAAGACCUGGUCAGUACCUGAAAGAGCUCAGGACUCUAUCGAUGUCCCGCGAUUGUGGGCGUCUUGCUAAGUGCUCAAGACGAAGUGCUUAAUUAGGAGUUAGGACAUCCUGACCAGCAAGUUACCGCGACUCACCUUUCAUCUGGUUUCGUUGUGGAAAAAGCUGUGACGGUUUGAUGUUGGCAAAGUGACGGUGGCCGCGGCCGCCCUGUGACGACUUUCGUUACGGCUUCCGUGACGAAGCCGGCUAUAGACGCUCUGCGUUGGAACUGGGGGCAUUGUGGACAGAACAGUGGUGGGCCCCAUAAGCGUAAGACCGAAACCACCUUCUCACUGAGAAGGUAACUGAAGUCCUCAUCAGUGAGGAUACGAGAAGGACGCCGAAACUUCUCGGAAGCGCGAAGAGACUUCUUCAGGAAGCUAAUCGAGAGUCGAAGAGGAGGACAGGACCUUGCAGAAGCGAAGACGCUUUCUGGAGGUCGAAUAAUCUACGAGAUCACACACAGUGAGCCGACCGAUACAUCAAAGGUUUGGAGCAAUGGGACAUCAGGAGUCUCCCUUCUCACCGUUCGCCGAGGCACCUCCGUCUAGGAAGGAAACAUCCAAAAAGUCUGGCGCUCAAUACAGCCGCGACAGUGUACCCGUAACGGGCGCCAAACGGGUGUACGGAGUGCCUCUGGAACAGCUGGUCAUCGCCGGACACUCCGGAGUGCCCCGAGUGGUCGCCCGACUCUGCCACUUCAUAGAGAGACAUGGAAUGCAGACGGAUGGGCUAUUCAGGACACCGGGAAACCAGCGUUCGAUUGCCAAAAUCCGAGCGGAUUUUGACAUGUAUGGAGACAGCAACCUGGAAAGAUAUAAGGACGUGGCGGCGGCGGCCGGAUGUCUGAAGAUGUUCCUCCGCGAACUGCCAGAGGCGGUCGUUCCUACUCGCUUCACUGAAGACUUCGUAGCUGCCCUGCGUGAGGAGGGGAGCCCGCCCCGGCGCUGUGAGCUGCUCUCUGCGCUAGUUCACUCUCUCCCGCCGGCUCACUACGCUCUGCUCCGGUUCCUCUGCUCUUUCCUGCGCCGGGUCACCAACUUCCACAGCGCUGUCCAUAUGUCAGCCGACACACUGGGCAUCAUAUUCGCCCCCAAUGUGUUUCGUCUCUCUGCAAGGGAAGGGGGCGCCCCCUGUCUGGAGCAACAGGCUGCCAUCAACCGAAUACUGGCCCAGCUCAUACACAACUACGACAGAAUCUUUAACGACCUCGGACAGCGUCAUCGGCCGGGCUCCAGCGAACCCCCCAGCAGCGGCAGAGAGCGUGGCGACGAGAGCGACGCCAGCGCCCCUAGCGGAGACAUCCAGAAACGUGUCGACAAAUCAAUCCAGUCUGCUGUGACCUCUCACCUGCUCGGUUCAGUACACGCCGGUGGCAUUGUCGACCCCCGGCGAGAGGCUGGCGACCGUAAUGAAGAGCCACCCUGCAAGAGGCUAGAGGGGGAACGCUUUGCCGAGGGUCGCGCGGCUAGCUUUGAGAGUCUGGGUCGGACGCAUCACACGUCGUCAAGGCGGUCCUCGCACCAGCCGUGGCCAGCCACACCCCUUCAGGACUGCGUGCGACGCGCCAACAACCACGAUGACGUCACGACCAAUGAGCGCGAGCCGGCAGCUGUCACGUGGCCGCCCUCGGUCGAGACGGAGCCAAUCACCGUGCCCAGCUCGGAGCGGUCACAGGGGUACGACCUGCCGACGCCGUGGUCGCCCGUCUACACAGACGAGGUCAUUGACGAGUCGUCCCCCACCUCCAGCAGCGGCAGUGACUGCGCCGACACGCCGCCGGCCAUCAUGCAACAGAUCAUGUGUCGUCACGAGCAGCAGCGUGAGUCUGAGCGGCUGGCCACGUUCCCCCGCUCCAGGGAUAAGGCGGUGCGGCCGUCGAGGGAAGUCCGCCGCCGACGCCACAGCCGUGGGGAUGGAAAGGACUCCUCUGUGAGCAGCAGUCAGCCGGAGGACGCCGAGGAGGAGUUUGAGGAGGAGGAGGAGCUCUCCGACUCGGAGGGAAUUCCUCCGCUGGAUCUGGACAGUAUGGCCGGAUCGGAGCCCAUCCCCAGCUCUGUGCUGAAGGGCAGGCAGCUGACUGAGGACGAAGCCAUUCUCUCCCCUCGCAAUUCGUUCGUUCUGCCGGAUGCCGAGUUCACGGAGCAGCAGGCCAAGCUGUGCUCGCGCUUCAACGAGCGCCUGCCGGCUUCACCCGGGGCCUCGAGCCCCUCGGAGCCUCGCUCCCAUCAGCUGCGUCAGACCAUCGCCAGUGCCAAGCGGAAAAUCCGCGCCUACGAGGAGUCCUUCGAGCGUCGCUUCGGCUACCGGCCUUCGCACGCCGACAGAGCCAAAGACCGCGAGGUCAAGCGCUGUCUCUCUGAGCUGAGCAAGGCCAGACGCGACCUGAAGGCUCUGAAGCAGGACCCCACGCCGACUCCCGCCAGGCCGGUGGAGCGGGUCGACACAACGCUCGCCGGAAAGGAGAACCGCUCGCCGCCCGAGGGCGAGGGAGAGGGAGAGGGCGAGCGGACUCUGCAGCAGACUGUGGCCGAUGUGACCAGGCGCCUGACUGAGAAACGCGAGACCGCCGGCCGUCCCACUGAGCCCGACCGUAUGUCCCGCGAGCAAGUUCUGGCUGAGAAGCUGGCCCUGCAGAAGGCGCUGCUGUGCCUCGAGGAGCGUCACGGCCGGCCCGCUCACAAACGGGACAGGGACAUGGUGCGCCCGCUGUACGAGAGGUACCGGCUCGUGAAGAGGCUGGCCAUCAAGUCGGGAUCGCCGAAGCUGCGCGACUCGAUUGGCGAGCUCACCCCGAUUCUGGAGCACGAGACCAUGAGCUUCACGGCCGCCGACCGGCCCGCCAUCUGUGAGCGCGACGACGAACUAGAGCCUAGCGGCGGCCGGUCGCCAGGCGGCGUUACCGAUCGCCUGCAACUGGACGACAACCUUCACAACCUGCCUGUCUCCGAGCUCCGCAACCUGCUCGGAAAAGCCAAAGAGGAUAAGAGGAGGAUCCGAGGACUCCUGCUGGUGUUCGAGGAAGACUUCCGCUCCAAUGUUGGCCGGAAGGUUCAGAAGGACGACCGGGGCGAGAUGGACGACAUGUACUCCGAAUACAAACGGGCCAAAGCCAAAGUCAAGCUACUCGAAGUUCUCGUGGCCAAGCACCGUUCCCGAGCCUACACCAUGUGAACUGAUAGACCGGACGAUUUGGUGGCAGUGGAGCGGCUGCUUGUGCUGCCAUCUAUUGACACCCAUGACGAACUAAACUGUGGACAUCUAGCGGCGAGGUGACGAACUGAAGCUGUAUUGUGUGGCGCCAGAUGGAACUGAGUGCGGGCGGGGAGAGUGGGCCACUGCUAUCGACAAGAGCUGUACAUAUAUAUUUGAGCUGUGAGCUCGCAGAGCUGUGAUUGUGAGGGCCCGAGGGUGGGCGAUGCAAUUGUUGUUCAGCGUUUCAGGGGAUCGAGGCUUAUCGGCUCUACUUGAAUGUUGGCGUCUCGUUGGACCUUAUGAUCGCGGCGCUGUUUUGGACGUUUCGAGCGUCGCUGUUGUGGUUGGUAGACGGAACGAAGAGCAGCUGUUAUGUAUCGGCAAAGUGUGCCGUAUGUCUAGUGGUGUAUGCGUAUUAUUUAUUACAUACGGACGCUCCCAAACCAGUGGGAAUAUGGCGGGCCAGCGGCACCGGCCACUGAAAACAAAUAUCGCGACAAAUAUACGCAGAGUUGUCGUAGAUAA
Amphibalanus amphitrite is the source of this 4713-nucleotide messenger RNA. Its product is annotated as protein FAM13A-like. Gene Ontology annotation, biological process: signal transduction. The record is from RefSeq and is a predicted model, not a curated record. The coding region runs from base 1492 to 4167 and encodes 891 amino acids. The transcript is spliced from 20 exons. NCBI's taxonomy places the organism in Eukaryota, Metazoa, Arthropoda, Thecostraca, Balanomorpha, Balanidae.